AUGAGGGAAGGGGCCGUACCGGACUGCGACAGCUUUGGGCCUUUUCACGAGGAUGGGUGGGUUCGCCCUGUUCCCGGACGCGCGCGGAGGCCGAGUGGCAGACGGCUGUCCCAAGCGGCGGGUGCGCUUCCCCGCGCGCCGUGUGUUCGUUUUGCAGAGCCAGCCUUCGGGGAGGUGAACCAGUUGGGAGGAGUGUUCGUGAACGGGAGGCCGCUGCCCAACGCCAUCCGGCUUCGCAUAGUGGAACUGGCCCAACUGGGCAUCCGGCCGUGUGACAUCAGCCGCCAGCUACGGGUCUCGCACGGCUGCGUCAGCAAGAUCUUGGCGCGCUACAACGAGACUGGCUCGAUCUUGCCGGGGGCUAUCGGGGGUAGCAAGCCCCGGGUCACAACCCCCACCGUGGUGAAACACAUCCGGACCUACAAGCAGAGAGAUCCCGGCAUCUUCGCCUGGGAGAUCCGGGACCGCCUGCUUGCGGACGGCGUGUGCGACAAGUACAACGUGCCUUCGGUGAGCUCCAUCAGCCGCAUCCUGCGCAACAAGAUCGGCAACCUGGCUCAGCAGAGCCACUACGACUCGUACAAGCAGCACCAACCAGCGCCGCAGCCCGCGCUGCCCUACAACCACAUCUACUCUUACCCCAGCCCGAUCACAGCGGCGGCCGCUAAAGUCCCCACGCCUCCCGGGGUGCCCGCCAUCCCGGGCUCGGUGGCCAUGCCUCGCACCUGGCCCUCUUCGCACUCUGUCACCGACAUCCUGGGCAUCCGCUCCAUCGCCGACCAAGGAGUGAGCGACAGCUCCCCCUACCACAGCCCCAAGGUGGAGGAGUGGAGCAGCCUAGGCCGCAACAAUUUCCCUCCCGCCGCCCCGCACGCGGUGAACGGGCUGGAGAAGGGAGCGUUGGAGCAGGAAGCCAAGUACGGUCAGGCACCAAAUGGUCUCCCAGCUGUGAGCAGUUUUGUGUCAGCAUCCAGCAUGGCUCCUUACCCUACCCCGGCCCAAGUGUCGCCUUAUAUGACCUACAGCGCUGCUCCUUCUGGUUACGUUGCUGGACCGGGGUGGCAACAUGCCGGCGGCACCCCACUUUCCCCCCACAACUGUGACAUUCCCGCGUCGCUGGCGUUCAAGGGAAUGCAGGCAGCCAGAGAAGGUAGUCACUCUGUCACGGCCUCCGCGCUCUGAUGGGAAAUUCCACCUCCGGCAGCUUUACCCGGGUCUCCCCCUUUCAGCACUUCCCCUCUCCCCAGGUCUCAGACCCCACCCCUCCUGCCCCGAGAGCUGACUUUACAGACUCACCUCCUUUGUGCUGAUGACACUUAAAUAUUUCUUGCCACAGCUCCUCUCUCACAGGAAACCUGACAUGACUUUAGGAUUUAAAAACAAGAGCAACGCUAACAAUUGAAUGAGACAUUUGGGUUACCCACACACUGUUUUAACGUAGUGAAGAAACCUGCACCCCUCAAAGGGCUUAAGGAACUUUUAAAACUAGUCUUUGGUAAAACCACACAUGUAUAUUUAUUCUAAAUCAACCUGAACUUUUGAAACGUGCAAUUGUUGAGAUUUUGCAAACUCAAUAAAGGGAAAUAUGUAUAGAGAAAAGGCAUGCUACACCCUCUAAUCAAACAAGGUAACCAACUAAGCCUUAAUUUGUCAUUAGGAAACCAAUCAAUAAUUGACUUGUUCCAGUGAUCCAUUGUUUAUUUUUAAGAGAUGACCUAUUUUGUUGAAAAAUAUAUACAGAAUCUAAUCAAUGUCUGAAUUUAGCUCUUCCUGGUGUUUUGACUUGGUUCCAAAUACAAUAAUGUUUAUAUUUUCUGUUAGUUUGUAAAUAUGGACUCUGGAUGACAUUUGUGUUUUCAUUUUACAGAACAUCCUUUUCCCCCCACCUCCCUGAGAUAUAGUUUUCAUCUUUUUUGCAAAGGUGACUUUCUGGCGACGUCUUUUUCUCUGUUUGGUGGUGGGUUGCUCGGGCUCCUAGACCUGGGUUUGCCCCUUAAUUUUGUGUGUGCAGUGAAGGCUUCAAACAUCUCAUGAAGGACAUUUUCUUUCUACAGCAGAGGACUCAAAAAAACAAAAAAACAAAAAACAGA
Choloepus didactylus (southern two-toed sloth) is the source of this 2090-nucleotide messenger RNA. It is a transcript of the gene PAX9, whose product is annotated as paired box 9. Gene Ontology annotation, biological process: regulation of transcription by RNA polymerase II; anatomical structure development. Gene Ontology annotation, molecular function: DNA-binding transcription factor activity, RNA polymerase II-specific; RNA polymerase II cis-regulatory region sequence-specific DNA binding. The record is from RefSeq and is a predicted model, not a curated record. The transcript is spliced from 4 exons. NCBI's taxonomy places the organism in Eukaryota, Metazoa, Chordata, Mammalia, Pilosa, Megalonychidae. The coding region runs from base 1 to 1182 and encodes 393 amino acids.